AAAGCGGUGCCAGCCACCCCCUGCGGCCAUCGCGAGGCAGCGGCAGCGGCAUGGACCCCUGCCAGGAGGUGUUUCAGAAGCUGGAGAAGAUCGGGGAGGGCACCUAUGGCGUGGUGUACAAGGCUCGCAACAAGCGCACGGGGCAGCUGGUGGCCCUCAAGAAGAUCCGCUUGGACUCCGACACGGAGGGUGUCCCUAGCACUGCAAUCCGAGAAAUCUCACUGCUGAAGGAGCUGAAGCACCCCAACAUAGUAAGGCUCCUGGAUGUCAUACACAGCCAGAAGAAGCUCUAUCUGGUGUUUGAGUAUCUGAAUCAGGACCUGAAGAAAUACAUGGACUCAUCCCAAACCAGAGAGCUUCCUUUAAGCUUGGUCAAGAACUACCUUUUCCAGCUGCUGCAGGGUGUGAACUUCUGCCACUCACACAGAGUCAUACACAGGGACUUGAAGCCACAGAACUUGCUCAUUAACGAAGCAGGAGUAAUCAAGCUGGCUGAUUUUGGGCUGGCAAGAGCUUUCGGUGUCCCCCUGCGCACGUACACUCAUGAGGUAGUGACUCUGUGGUACCGAGCCCCUGAAAUACUGCUGGGAUGCAAAUAUUACUCAACCCCUGUGGAUAUCUGGAGCGUCGGCUGCAUCUUUGCAGAAAUGCUGACCAGGAAGGCCCUGUUUCCAGGGGACUCUGAGAUCGAUCAGCUCUUCCGGAUCUUUCGCACUCUGGGCACUCCCACUGAGGAGACCUGGCCUGGAGUGACCCAGCUGCCUGACUACAAGGAGAACUUUCCCCAGUGGGCAAGGAAGGAGAUGACAGAAAUUGUUCCCAGCUUAAAUCGAGAUGGUAGAGACUUACUGGUGCAAUUGCUCCUGUACGACCCCAGCAAGCGCAUCUCAGCCAAGGCAGCCCUCAGUCACCAGUACUUCUUCCAGAGAAGCCCUCGGAAGCCUGAAGAGCAACGUGUGCUGCAGAAACACUGCAGAUGAGAAAAUACAGUUGGGAUCCCUUCUCCUGAGGAGCCUGGAGGGGACAUUCUUGCAUUUAGAGACUCUCAGCCUGUUUUCCUGGGGGAAAGUUUGAGUUAUAGCCCGUAGAACCCUUUUAAAUGGGUCACGUGCAAAAGUAGGGGGGUAUUUAUCAGCGUAAAACACUGAAAUGUGAGAGAUCAUCUUUCAGAGGUUUGUCCUUGCGUUGGUGAGCUAAGGUGACACAGUGAUGUCUGCCAGCACUGGAGUCAUCCCCGCAUUCCCAGCAGCGGCACAUCCCCAGGUGUGCCGGUGGCAGUUUCUGACAGCAGGGUGUGCCGGAGCUCCACUGCGGGCAAGGGAGCACUUCUCUGCUCCGCUGCUGUUACCAAAGCCUUGGCUUGUCAGCACUAGACAAGUUGUUUAUUCUGAGCUGUUUAACAGAGCUGGCAUUCUGCUCUUUCACAAGCUGAAAUGCACUAUAUGAUGUCUUAAUUUGUACCUUAGCUGGGACCAAGAAUCCGAAAGAUCCAGUUAACAUAAAGCACUUAAUGCAUGUGGCUGGAAAGAGAAACAGCUAGAGCCCUGGUUGUCCACCAUUGGUCCAGACAUAAUGCUGUUUCCUUCACUUUAUUAUCUUGAAAAUGUUUUUUGUUGUUCAAAUGAUUCAAGAAUUGUCCCUAACUUUUGGUGUGGUUUUUACAUCUUUUUCUUUUCAGUACAGAAGAGAAAUAAAGGCUUGUCAUU
This is a messenger RNA of Pezoporus flaviventris, 1706 nucleotides long. RefSeq names its product cyclin dependent kinase 3 (gene CDK3). Gene Ontology annotation, biological process: regulation of G2/M transition of mitotic cell cycle; regulation of gene expression; protein phosphorylation. Gene Ontology annotation, molecular function: ATP binding; cyclin binding; cyclin-dependent protein serine/threonine kinase activity. The transcript is spliced from 7 exons. NCBI's taxonomy places the organism in Eukaryota, Metazoa, Chordata, Aves, Psittaciformes, Psittacidae. Gene Ontology annotation, cellular component: cyclin-dependent protein kinase holoenzyme complex; nucleus; cytoplasm. Bases 51 to 980 code for a protein of 309 amino acids. The record is from RefSeq and is a predicted model, not a curated record.